Messenger RNA from Schistosoma guineensis, 2175 nucleotides. Lineage: Eukaryota; Metazoa; Platyhelminthes; Trematoda; Strigeidida; Schistosomatidae. The record is from the annotation of a GenBank genome assembly.
AUGGUAUUCAUCCUCGUUUUGUUUUUAGCAUUCUUGGCUAAGAAAGAGCGCCGCCUAUUAAGGUUAAAGUCAAAGAAACACUCUGAAGUAGUAAUUAAACUACUGCCGAUAUGGGAACAAUUUCGACGUGAUGAUGUGUCCAAGGAGAAACGAUUUGAAUUCAUCCAAGAAGUGUUAAAAAUCUCAAAGAAAGUCAUACCUGAUUUGUGUAUGGCUCAUGAUACAUCAAGAAUCUUGGAAGAUUGUGUUAAAUAUGGUACAGAGUCACAACGUUGGCAAAUUUUCGGUGAAGUUCAUACAAAUUUGGUGAUGCUGGCCAAAUCACGCUAUGCAAAAUUUGUUAUAUUGAAACUAAUAAAGUACGGUGACAAACAAUACAUACUGGAGAUGUUUAAGGCCUUUAAAAAUCGCAUUCAACGUUUAACUCAACAUAAAUUUGCAUCAGAAGUUAUAGAUACAUUAUAUAAUGACUAUGCCACUGCAUCACAACGUAGUGAAAUGAUUCAAGAGUUUUAUGGGAAUAGACAUGCUCUGAGACUUGCUGAACAUAAAUUAUUCACACUUGAAGAUACGUUAAAAUUGCAUCCAGACAAAAGUACUGUGAUACUUGACAAUCUUACAAAGAUACUCAUCAAUUUGGUAUCAAAGGGUCUUAACAAAUACAGUAUUGUCCAACACUUAUUAUUGGAGUAUUUACGGAAUGCUGUAUCAUUCUCCAAAGCAUUGUCAAUACCUGUUAAUGUGAAAACUAGUAUGCAUACAGCUCAACCAAGCGAAACAAUUGUACCAUAUAUAGUUGAUGAACCAGUUGACUGUAAAGAUGAGGAUGCUAUUCCUAAAUCGUUCCAUGAUAAUUUUACGACUUUGAUUGAAAAUUUAAUCGAUGGUCAAAUAGUGCCAAUGUUACAUACUCGUGAUGGUGUUCGUGCUGCUUUAAGAGUACUUUGGGCAUGUAGUCCUCAGAAACGUAAGAUUUUAGUUAAAGGCUUGAAAACCUGUGUACAAAAUAUUGCGUUUAAUGAACAUGGACAUCUUUUUAUCAUUGGGUUAAUCGAUUCAGUGGAUGAUAUUGUAUUAUUACAGAAAACAAUAUUUCGAGAAAUAUUAGACGAUUUAGAAUUGUUUGUCAUGCAUCCUAAUGCACGUAAAGUAUUACUAUAUAUGUUAUCUCCCAGGGAUCGUCGUCAUUUCUGUCCUCAAUUAAUUAAUAGUAUCUUAGUUCCGGGUGAUACAAGCAUUUAUACAAAGAAAUUACUUGGUGUACGUGCAAUGGAAAUGCGCCAAUUACAAUCAAUGAUGUUACCAGCUUUACUUAAUUUAGUUAAUCAUAAAUUGGUCGAUUUAUUUAUUGGUCAUUCAUUAAGUGAAGUUGGUCUAUUAACAAGUAAAGAUUUGGGUCGUCUUGUUCUUUUGAGUGAAAUUCUUGAGAAAAGCGCUCCACAUAAUUUAAAUGUAGAUAUUGUACUUCCAAUGUAUAAGAGAACAAAUGAUGAUACACGUGUUCAAUUUGGAAAUUGGACCAUCUCUCCAAAAGAUUUAUCAUUUUAUAAAACAUCAAGAAAAUUAGCUUUAGAAAAGCUUGUUACACAUAUUUUAGUACCGGAAUUCAAUCCAACUGGUAAUGAUGAUGAUGAUGAUAAGGAGGAAAAAACUCAUUCGAAACAACAUCAACAAUCACAGAAACGAAAUCAUGAUGAUUUACGUUUAUCUCGGCAUAAAUUAGCAGUUUCAUUAGUUGAAGCUUAUUUGGCUAAACAAAAGAAUCCAAAAGUCAAAUCAUUUUUCACUGGGAGAGAAUCAUUAUCCGAUAAUGAGGAACAAGAGACUAAUCAACAUAUGUCUAUUGAUGAAACAUUUACAAUGAAUCAAUCUAGUUCGAAACCAUUUAUUGAACGACCUGAAGGUGCAUAUCUGAUACGUCGUUUAUUACAAAUGGAGAAAACGACUGAAGAUUUUACUUUUGCUCGACUCAUUAUAAAACGUGUUCCAGCCGAAAAUUUUCAAUCUUGGAUCAAGUGUAAUCGUACUUGUUACAUUCUAGUAAAUCUGUGGGAACUUGGCGAUGCGGAGGUUUGUAAUGCACUCAAAGAAGCUUUGAAUCCUGUUGUGGAAACUUUGAAAAUAUCACCUUUAUCUGGUGCUAAAAUUUUGUACAAUCAUUUAAACCAACAAUAA